UUCAUAUCACUAUUUCCAUAUAUUCUUAUUCCAUUAAUUGCAUAAUAUAAGUGUAACGAUGCGAUCGGAACUCAAAUAUAUCUUGCUUCGCAUUAAUCCGCUAUAUGAUCCAGUCGUUGUUGAAAUCGUUAAGUUAAUGGAACGAUUCUAUUCGGAUCUAGAAAAAUUCAAAAAAUUUCGUGAGUCAGCGGCUGUUACUGGCCAUAUUGAGGACUUUAAUCAUCUAAACCGUCUUAUUUAUCGGAAUAAACAGUGCAGACGUACUUUGAUUGGGAUACUACGUAUAUUAAAUAAUGCCACUUGUGAUGAAGCCGACAUGGCCAGGACAUGUAUACGUUGCUUCCGUCAAGAACUGGAUAUCACUUACAAUAUGAUCCAGUCCGUCUUGUGAGUUGUCAACCGUGUCAAGCUGUUUCGGAUGAAUAUGAAAUAUUUAUUUAAAAGUGAAAUACUAA
Teleopsis dalmanni is the source of this 455-nucleotide messenger RNA. RefSeq lists its product as uncharacterized. Bases 59 to 391 code for a protein of 110 amino acids. The record is from RefSeq and is a predicted model, not a curated record. NCBI's taxonomy places the organism in Eukaryota, Metazoa, Arthropoda, Insecta, Diptera, Diopsidae. The transcript is spliced from 3 exons.